Molecule: messenger RNA, 936 nt
Organism: Trichoderma citrinoviride
Lineage: Eukaryota; Fungi; Ascomycota; Sordariomycetes; Hypocreales; Hypocreaceae
Product: radical SAM enzyme
Exons: 2
Coding region: 1-936 (311 amino acids)
Molecular function (GO): catalytic activity; 4 iron, 4 sulfur cluster binding
Source: RefSeq, a predicted model, not a curated record
AUGAAGUUGGAGAUAGAGGAACGCCGCUCGAUGCAGGUUCUGCGUGUUCCAUGUCGUCUUCAAAAACCGGUCUCAGUCAAUUACCAUUUCUCGCGGAAAUGCAAUAAAGAAUGCCUCUUUUGCUUCCACACAGCAACCACCUCCCACAUUGAAUCCCAGGAAAACGCCAAAAGGGGCUUGAAGCUCCUCAAAGAGGCCGGUAUGAAGAAGUGCAACUUUGCCGGCGGCGAGCCCUUUCUCUACCCGAAAUUUCUCGGAGAAAUGAUUGACUACUGCAAAGUCACUCUCCAGCUGGAAUCAGUCUCCAUCGUCUCGAACGGGAGCUUGAUCAAAGAGCAGUUCCUCCGGAAACAUGGCCGCAACAUUGACAUUCUGGCCAUCAGCUGUGACUCCUUUGACGAGGCCACAAACAUCAAAAUCGGACGCGGCUCCGGCAACCAAGUCGAUAAACUGUACGAGAUUGCCUCCUGGUGCCAAAAAUACAAUAUCAAGUUCAAGCUCAACACCGUCGUCAACAGAUUCAAUCACCUGGAGGACAUGAAUGAGCAUCUUAGCGCUCUGCAGCCGUUCCGCUGGAAAUGCUUCCAAGUGCUCAUCGUGGCGGGAGAAAACGACUCUGAUGCCACGCUUCGCAACGCUCACAGUCUGACUAUCACUGACGAAGAGUUUGAAAACUUUUGCCAGAGACACAGCAGCCAGGCGUCUCUUGUCCCAGAGCCAAAUCGGCUGAUGGCUAAAUCCUACCUCAUUCUGGAUGAAUACAUGCGCUUCUUGGACAGGAAUGGAAAAUCCCCAUCCGAGCCCAUCUUGAAGGUGGGUGUCCAAGACGCAUUGAAGUCCAUUUUCUGGGACGAAUCUGCUUUCCUCGAACGCGGAGGUCUCUACGACUGGAACAAGGGACCUUGUCUCACCGACAGCAAGAAGUUGGAAUGGUGA